This is a messenger RNA of Sporothrix brasiliensis 5110, 981 nucleotides long. RefSeq lists its product as uncharacterized. The record is from RefSeq and is a predicted model, not a curated record. The transcript has 2 exons. Lineage: Eukaryota; Fungi; Ascomycota; Sordariomycetes; Ophiostomatales; Ophiostomataceae. Bases 1 to 981 code for a protein of 326 amino acids.
AUGUCGAUUGAGAUGGAACUGGACGCGCCCCCUCGCGCGUCCAUGACAGAAGACGAUCUGCAUCGCAUGAUGGAGUUGAACAGAAUCAUAAAGCUGAGCGAGAGCAUCACGUCUGGAAAGCACCCAAGAAUCAAGAUCCCACCACACCUUGCACCCUCGACCACGAGCACUGCGAGUCCGAAGCUCUCUCCCGGUGCAGAGCGGCGACCUGGCAACAGCAAACAUGCACACGAUACACUUACAACACCGACGGCUGAGACAGGCGCCGGGCGGGUGAAUGGUGCUGGUCAUGAAGCGCACAGUAUAAUUGCCGGGAACAAUCUCGCUGCGUUUGUGCAGAACAGCCGGUCGUUGGACGGGACAGACACAACUGCACCUCUUUCUGGCCUGGACUUUGCUUCUGGAGUGCGUGCUGUGUCGCCGAGUAAUAUCUCGCUAUCGGAGAUCCCACUGCAACGUGCCAGACUUGAGGCUUUGCUUCGGGAGCCACCAAACCUGCGAGGCAAGGCAAAGGUGGAAGAGGUGCAGGCUGAUUUCUUGGUGGACGACGUCCUGCGGAGGGGGCGGGAGCUCGAAAAGACGUUCACACCUCCCCCAGUGGCAAUUCUAUCCCAAGGUCUCAUCACUAACCUGGGUGGUGCUUCGGCAAUACCAAAGGCAAAUGCUUCGUCCAGUGCAGCUGCGGAGUCUGCGGAUGACCAGACGUUUUACUCGUCCAACUUCAGCACACCCGAAUUCGCCCUCACUUCCCGGGUCCCAGCCGAGUCCGACCGCGACGAUAUGCCCAUGGAGGAGGGCUCUGAUUACGAGCCUGAACUCGACUAUGUCCCAUCUUCUCCACAACCGGCACAACAGUCAGACCUGGCUGCGCUUCAACAGGUCCCACCUGAGCAACUUGCUACCACUUUUUCUGAAUUGUCUGGGCAGCUGCCUGCUGAACUACUGUCGACUCUGCUGGGAGCAAACUUUGACUCGCCAUGA